This is a messenger RNA of Pseudonaja textilis, 2648 nucleotides long. RefSeq names its product inter-alpha-trypsin inhibitor heavy chain H4-like. Gene Ontology annotation, molecular function: serine-type endopeptidase inhibitor activity. Gene Ontology annotation, biological process: hyaluronan metabolic process. NCBI's taxonomy places the organism in Eukaryota, Metazoa, Chordata, Lepidosauria, Squamata, Elapidae. The record is from RefSeq and is a predicted model, not a curated record.
CUCUAUGGUUCUGUCAUUUCCAAAAUGGAAAAGCAAUUGUUCACUCUCUGGCUGGCUUUGUCUUCACAAAUUCUAUUAACGGAUGCUGUUAUCCAUCAGAAUGCCAUUGAAAUCUACAGCCUGCACAUUGACUGCAAAGUCAUGUCACGGUAUGCCUACACAGUCAUCACCAGCAGAAUUGUCAACCGGGCAAAUGAAUCUAAGGAGGCUCUUUUUGAUGUGGAACUACCCAAGAAAGCCUUCAUCACAAACUUCACAAUGACCAUAGAUGGAGAAAAAUACCCUGGAAUAAUCAAGGAGAAAAAAGCCGCUCAAGCUCAGUAUGACUCCGCCAUUUCACGAGGUCAGAGUGCUGGAAUUGUCAAAUCAGCUGGAAGAAAAUUGGAAAAGUUUAGUGUUUCAAUUAAUGUUGCAGCAGGAAGUAAAGUUAACUUUGAGUUGAAUUAUGAGCAAUUACUUGAUCGAAAGCUAGGGAAAUAUGAAUUGAUCAUCAAAGUCAAACCCAAACAACUGGUGGAAGACUUUCAGAUUGAUACUCACAUCUUUGAGCCACAAGGCAUAUCCUUCUUAGAAACAGAAAGCAGCUUCUUGAACAAUGAAGUAAGUGAUGCUCUCAUAAAGACACAGGAGGAGACCAAGGCUCAUAUUUCAUUUAAACCAACCUUAAGUCAACAAAGGAAAACCCCCGACUCUGAACAAACUCUUCUAGAUGGAGAUUUCCUCAUACGUUAUGAUGUUAAAAGGAAUGUAGCCGUAGGUGACAUACAGAUCGUGAAUGGAUAUUUUGUCCAUUAUUUUGCACCCAGUGAAAUGCCAGUAUUUCCCAAAAAUAUCAUCUUUGUUAUAGAUAAAAGUGGGUCCAUGAUUGGCAAUAAAAUUCGGCAGACUAAAGAAGCCUUGGAAAAGAUUUUGGAAGAUCUGAAUCCUAAAGACCAUUUUAAUUUAAUUGUCUUUAGUGGGAGUAGUUCAAAGUGGAAGCCCACCUUGUUGCAAGCCAGCAAAGAGAAUGUGGAAUCAGCUAAACAGUAUGUUAAAACCAUUCGUGCGCAAGGAGGAACAAAUAUUAAUGAAGCUGUUUUGACAGCCAUUAAUUCUCUGAAUCAAGCCACCUAUGAGGAAUUAUUGCCAGAAAAAAGCAUUUCAAUGAUCAUUUUGUUGACAGAUGGUGAACCCACUGUUGGUGAAACAGACCCUAAGAAAAUACAGAAAAACAUAAAUGAAGCCAAUCAAGGGAAGUAUUUCCUCUACUGCCUUGGCUUUGGAUUUGAUGUAAGCUAUAGUUUUCUGGAGAAGUUGGCCUUAGAUAAUUCAGGAGUUGCUCGACGUAUAUAUGAGGACUCAGAUGCAACCCUUCAGCUCCAGGACUUUUACAGUGAAGUGGCUAUUCCCAUCCUGAAGGAGAUUAAUAUAAAUUAUCUUGGCAAUGCUGUACAAGAUGUCACUGAAAAUAACUUUAAGUUGCUCUAUGAGGGUUCUGAAAUUGUAGUGGCUGGAAAACUUGACAAUGAAAUUGAUAUAUUUUCCUUGGAAAUAAAUGCUCAGGGGCAUGGAAGCAAUUUGACCCUGAAAGAAAACGCUAAUGUCACAGAGAAAGCACAAAUUUUUAAACACCAGGAAUACAUAUUUGGAAAUUUCAUCGAAAAAUUAUGGGCCUAUUUAACCAUUCAACAGCUAUUAGAAAAGGUCAUUUUGGUGGAAGGAGCAGAGAGAAAAAAACUGGAAAACCAAACAUUAAACCUUUCCCUGAAGUACAGCUUUGUAACACCCAUGACUUCCAUGGUGGUCACCAAGCCAGAAGCUGAAGAGGUAGCUAACAAGCCAACAGAAAAAGAUAAUGAGGAUUUUCAGGAAGAUUUGGGACGAUUUGGUGGAAGGCAAGUUUUUCUUAGAGGUCAAUCCUAUGGUCCACCAAGGUUGGCUGGUGUAAGUGCCAUGCUUACUCCUGAUUUAUCUCUGAUGCCUUCAGCUGCUCUCCCAGAUGUUCCUAGGCCUUCAUAUAUCCAUUUCCUUUUUCAACCACCUAGUGAAAACUUUUUAGCUUGUGUAUCUAUUAAUGGACAGCCACGAACACCCUUAAAUCUGUUAUCUGAUCCAGAGAAAGGGAUCCAAGUGACUGGCAAGCUUGGCAAAAACAACCAUUUUGCAGAGUUUGAAAUAACUUAUCCGAGGCUGAACCUGGAAAUAAAGGUGUCAACAAAACAAAUUACACUGAAAAGUAAUAGCUCCAGUCACUCUUUUGUGUGGAAUGACAGAAACUCUUUAACAAUUGAAGGGCUAAAUGUUACACUGACAAGUGGAGAAAGCCUCUUUCUGUCAGGACCAGACAACAUUGUAACCAAAAUUUUCUAUAUACCUCCUCCUCUUGGUUGGCUUGGACUGUACUUUGAGAACAGCGAUUAUUUUUCUAAUCAAGUUACUGGACUUUUCGGUCAGUUUUUGUCUAAUACAAAUUUUGACAGACCUUUUGAUGGUUCCCUAACAGUUAUGGUACAUGGACAGCACAAUGUAGCCACCAGGACACGUGUGAAGGACUACAGAACUGGAUCUAGUCAAAUUGAAGUUACUUGCUGGAAACUGUAUGCAAAUCCUUAAAGAACACCCUUAACAGCAAAAGAUUGUUACUGCUUAGUGACCAUGAUUUUAUUAGA